Tinamus guttatus (white-throated tinamou) is the source of this 1497-nucleotide messenger RNA. Lineage: Eukaryota; Metazoa; Chordata; Aves; Tinamiformes; Tinamidae. The record is from RefSeq and is a predicted model, not a curated record.
AUGAAGAGCAGGGAGCAGGAAGCCAAAAAUAGCCCCAAGAAUAUUAACUUCCUUUCGCUGCACAUUAAACCAGGUUUGGCCCCUGGCAAGCAGGAUGGUGACUCUGGAAGCAGCAUCGGAGAACAGUUCAGCUCUGAAUAUCACCAGCUCAGGAGACGUGAGAAACACAACAACGACCGAGUUAAGGUUGAUGAAGAAAGUCCAGGGGAUGCUCGCAGUGAGCAAAACACCUGGGCGUACAACAAAAAUACAGUUGACCUAUCUGAAAACAAGAGUGAUGGUGAUGAAGAGAACGUGGAGGAGGAGGAGGAAGAGGAAUGGGGUGAAGAAACUGUCUACAGAGAUACGAAGCACAAAACCCAAUUGACAAAUCAUAACAGUCAAUACAAAAGAGAGCAAAAUGAAGAGAGUGAACAACCUCAUGAAAUCACAAGAGAUUCCAGUCAGCCACUCCAGAUAACCAAGAGGCAUGGUGAGAAAUUUGAUGGAGAGGAGAAUGAGAGGGAUGAGACCCAAAAAAAGCCCCAUGAAGCAGAAAAAAUCCCUCUUUCUCAAAAAAGCAGUAACAAACAUCAGGAUGACAAACAGCAAAGCCAACAAGGCAAAACCAGUUCUCAUGUAAACAAACACAGCGGUCACGAAACAGUGCUGAAAAGACAGUAUAAGGAGGAUAGCAAUGUUGAUGAUGAUGACCACGAUAGUGGUGAUGUUGAUGGUGAGGAAGAUCUCAGCAAUGUCUGGAAAGAAAACUAUGAUGAAGGUGAAAGAAUCCAGAGUAACAAUCCUGGAAGCAUCAGCAUGGAGUCAGAAGGGGAAGGAAACAGUGAAGAUGACAGCGCACAUAGAGACAAUGGUGAUUAUCAAGAUGCCACAGUUAAAGACUUUGCUCAUGUUGAGGAAGAUGACCAUCAUGAGCCACAUAAUUCUGAGAGCAAGGAACAAAAGGAAACAGGCAAUUCUGCUCAGAAUGCGAAUUUAGUGGAACCUGAAGAUAAGGUUAAAACUACAAGCAGCUCACACAGUGAGGGGGAAAGUGCAAGCAACAGCAGUGGGAAGGCUUUGCUGGAUCCAUGUAGGAACUUCCAUUGCAAAAGAGGAAGAGUCUGUCAUGCGGACGAACAAGAGCAGCCUAGCUGCAUUUGCCAAGACCCUGCUGCUUGCCCUUCAACUAAAGAUUAUGAGCGUGUUUGUGGCACUGAUAAUAAGACCUACAAUGGCCUAUGUCAACUCUUUGGCACAAAAUGCCAACUUGAAGGGACGAAAAUGGGACGCCAGCUGCACCUGGACUAUAUGGGAUCCUGCAAAUACAUCCCUCACUGUACUGACUAUGAAGUGGAUCAGUUCCCUCUCCGGAUGAGAGACUGGCUCAAAAACAUCCUUAUGCAGUAUUACGAACGCGAUGUGGAUACAUCUGCAUUUCUAACUGAAAAACAAAGGAGUAAAGUAAGCAAUCCUUCUUGCAUUAAACCACUCAAUUACACUGUUAGAGAUGCAUGA